Salvia hispanica is the source of this 1176-nucleotide messenger RNA. The record is from RefSeq and is a predicted model, not a curated record. Lineage: Eukaryota; Viridiplantae; Streptophyta; Magnoliopsida; Lamiales; Lamiaceae.
AUGGAUAUGUUGGCCAAGCAAAUGUCGCAAUUGGACACUUCGUUGAAUGAGAUGAGGGGACACGAGGGAAGGAUACCAGCUUCAGUGAAACCACCUGACCGGGCAAACAUCAGUCAGAUUACUCUGAGGUCAGGACGGGGCUAUGAGGGUCCAGUAAUGAAAGAUGAUGAGAGUAUACCUCCUUUGACAAGUAAGGAAGACAGGAAACUGACCACUGGUCAAGGGGAUACUGAGAUAAGGAACACCAGGGUGGAAGACGACCUUCAAAAAGGUGAUUUGGAGAAGCCACUACCUCGUAUGGCUGAUCCAUUUUUCUUAGACCCAGAGCCUGGAGUGGAGAUUGAGGUAGUAAGGAAAGAAAUCGGAGAAUCUUCAGUCGGAGGUCCAGCAGGAACGUUGAAGCGCAUGAAGCCAUUUCCUCACCGAGGGGAGGCUAAGAAGAAGAAGGAUGACACUGAAGACAUCAUGGAGAUCUUCGGCAAACUGGAAAUCAAUCUACCGUUCCUACAAUCUUUGAAGCUGCCUACAUUCAGUAAAUUCAUCAAGGAGUUCAUAGCUGGAAAAACCAAGCCCGACGGGAAGAUAGUAAUUGGAGAAAAUGUGUCGGCUGUGAUACAGAAAAGGAGAAUGCCAUCAAAAUGCAUAGACCCAGGUAUGUUCACUUUUCCCAUUUCUCUGGGUGACAUUAAAUUUGAGCAUGCAAUGUGUGAUCUAGGAGCCUCGAUAAAUGUGUUACCACUUUCGAUAUAUAAGAAGUUGAUAGGGGAAAGUAUGGUUGAUACGAAAGUAGUAAUUCAGUUAGCCGAUAGAACAUGCAUUUCACCCGAGGGUGUGCUGGAGAAUGUGAUAGUAAAAGUGCAUGAUUUCCUGUACCCAGCUGAUUUCCAUGUAAUAAAAAUGAGUGAUAACGAAUCUGCUGAGUCUAGCGGAGUGCUUUUCAAAAGACCAUUCCUACGCACCGCUAAGACUAUUAUUGAUGUGUUUGAUGGUACUAUAUGUCUAGACUACCAUGGGGAGAAAUACACCUUUAGCAUUGAUGAAGCCAUGAAGAAACCGUUGGAUGUGGAAAAUUUGCAUGUUGUUGAUGUUAUUAACCCCCUAGUCCAGGAGUACCUUGAGACCGAAUUAAUGCAGGAACAGUUCAACUAUUCGGAGUUGAGUCAGUCUGUUGACUAG